Myotis myotis is the source of this 5282-nucleotide messenger RNA. It is a transcript of the gene SHISA9, whose product is annotated as shisa family member 9. The transcript has 5 exons. The coding region runs from base 272 to 1669 and encodes 465 amino acids. Gene Ontology annotation, biological process: regulation of short-term neuronal synaptic plasticity; regulation of AMPA receptor activity. Gene Ontology annotation, cellular component: dendritic spine membrane; postsynaptic density; postsynaptic membrane. NCBI's taxonomy places the organism in Eukaryota, Metazoa, Chordata, Mammalia, Chiroptera, Vespertilionidae. The record is from RefSeq and is a predicted model, not a curated record.
GAAGAGGUGAGCAGGAUCCUGCGAGCGGGCGCGGGGCAGCGAGUCCAGAGCCGCCGGCCGAGGGACUGACUCUCCCCUGCGCUCCAGCCCCCGCCUCUCCCCGAAGCCAGCCGGACCUGCACCCCGCGCUUGCCCCCGCUCCUCCUCCCCCCGCCCAGCCCCGCGCGCUCCUCCCCGGCCAGCCCCUUGGCGCGCGGCGCGCUGGAGGCGAACACGGGCUGAGCCGAGCGCCGCGGCCGCAGACCACCGAGCGCCCCGUGCCGUUCCCUGCAUGUGCGGCCCGCGGCGGCUCCCAGCCCCCGGCAGCAGCCUCGGCAGCUUCGGCCGCGCUUCGAGAGGCGGCUGCAGCGGCUCCAGCGGCGGCCAAACGGCCGAGCCCGGGCUGGGAGACACGAUGCGCCGCGUCCUUCGGCUGCUCCUCGGCUGCUUCCUCACCGAGCUGUGCGCCCGCGUGUGCCGGGCGCAGGAGCGAGCGGGGCACGGGCAGCUGGCGCAGCUGGGUGGCGUGCUGGUGCUGACGGGGGGCAACCGCUCCGGGGCCGCCUCCGGGGAGGCCGGAGAAGGCGCGGGUGUCUCGGACGCGCCCCCGACCCGGGCGCCCACGCCGGACUUCUGCCGGGGUUACUUCGAUGUCAUGGGCCAGUGGGACCCGCCGUUCAACUGCAGCUCGGGCGACUUCAUCUUCUGCUGCGGGACUUGUGGCUUCCGGUUCUGCUGCACGUUUAAGAAGCGGCGCCUGAACCAGAGCACCUGCACCAACUACGACACUCCGCUCUGGCUCAACACCGGCAAGCCCCCGGCGCGCAAGGACGACCCCCUGCACGACCCCACCAAGGACAAGACCAACCUGAUCGUUUACAUCAUCUGCGGGGUGGUGGCCGUCAUGGUGCUCGUAGGCAUCUUCACCAAGCUAGGACUGGAGAAAGCGCACCGACCCCAGAGGGAGCACAUGUCCAGGGCCCUUGCAGAUGUCAUGAGGCCGCAGGGCCACUGCAACACCGACCACAUGGAGAGAGACCUCAACAUCGUGGUCCACGUGCAGCAUUAUGAGAACAUGGAUACCAGGACCCCCAUAAAUAAUCUUCACUCUACCCAGAUGAACAACGCAGUGCCCACCUCCCCUUUGCUGCAGCAGAUGGGCCAUCCGCACUCGUACCCCAGCCUGGGUCAGAUCUCCAACCCCUAUGAACAGCAGCCUCCUGGCAAAGAGCUCAACAAGUAUGCCUCCUUGAAGGCUGUCGGAAGUUCUGAUGGUGACUGGGCAGUGGCGACACUUAAGUCACCAAAAGCCGACAAGGCCAAUGACGACUUCUACUCCAAGCGCCGGCACCUGGCCGAGCUGGCGGCCAAGGGGAACCUCCCUCUGCACCCCGUGAGAGUGGAGGACGAGCCGCGGUCCUUCAGUCCCGAGCACGGCCCCGCCAAGCAGAACGGACAAAAGUCUCGCACCAACAAGACAUCCUCACACCCCCUGGCCUACAACUCCAACACCAACUUCAAGGGCUGGGACCCCAGCGAGCAUUCUCUCCGGCGGCAGGCUUACGGCAGCAAGGGCAAGCUGGGCACUGCCGAGUCGGGCUCCAGCGACCCCCUGGGAACUCGCCCCCAGCACUACCCACCCCCACAGCCCUACUUCAUCACCAACAGCAAAACAGAAGUGACUGUCUGAGCUGGCGCCACACGGAGCGUCCUGGAGACCACACUCAACUGAGAGGCAAAAAAAAAUCUUCCGGCCCACACUCUCCCUGGCCUCGCCCCACACAGCCACCCACCACUCACUCUCCACACCCACCGACCAGAAACCCACUGGUGACACGGAAUCACGCUUAUCCUGGGUCAUGCCUAACACGUGUUGGCGGGCAGCUGAGCAGAAAUGAAGCAUGGAUGCCCAGCAGUACCGCAAAUGGGGAAACUGAGGCACACUCUUUCGGCCUCAGGCCCAAGGUUGCCGACUCACAUGCCCAAACCGUGGGGCUGAUUGUUCUUUUCCUCCUAACUUGAAACUAAAAUCCAUGAUGAGAAAUAACAGUAGCACAAUAUAGAGAAAUUGUCCAUUUGAGCACAUACACUAUUUGCCACGAGCUGUCCAUUUCUGGGUGAAUGAGCCAGGGCGGAGGGCGGGUAGAAAAUGCGGGGACACCAGAGGUGAGUGUACUUGAAAAGAGGAGUCGUUUGGGAGGAAUCUGCACAUUUGAAGUGUUUUCUAAUCCUAAGACGUGGUGGUGUGGACACACUAUUUUGGUGAACGUGAGACAGUAGCUGGACCCGAACCAUUCUAUUUCUAGUCCUUUUCAUAUCAUCCACGUCCGAUGCAAAAAAAACAAACAACCUUCAAACUCACAAAAUGUAAACGAUCCUGAACCCACUAACAGUGAUGGGGAAGAGAGAGCGUUUUAGGACUCCCAUUAAGACCAUGACUAUGGACAUGGGAGGGAUGGGCUUUGCUGGCAGGGAGCGGGUCCAGAGGAUAUUAAAUAACUUUUCUUUAUAAAAAGAAAAAUGAAAUAUGAGUCCACUACAAAACAGACAAGAACAGCAAACUCAUUUUCAUCCCAAAUCUUCAAGACUUAGCAAAUCAACGGCGACAUCAAGAACAAUUAAAAGAAAAAUCACAGCUGAACGGUCAACGAGAGGUGAGAAGGGGACCCAGGGGUCCGGUUUCUGGCAUGUCCCCCUGGCCUCUGAGACCAGACAGACACACUAACCAGUCCUCCACUCACCGCCAGUCCGCGGCUCCCUUCCCUUCAGCCCAUUGCUGCCGCCGCCACCACCAAAUUCCAACUGCUUUGGACUGAAAAUGUCAUACGUGUGGGUGGUGCCUUCAGUGUGUUACUGUUUAGUGACCGUCUCAUCUCCCAAGUGCAACCUGUGUUCUUUUAGCCUCCCUCCCUCCUGUGUUUCUGCAGUGAUAGAAGAUGUUUCCAUCCUCCCUUUGUUGGCGAGCCCACCCCAUCACCCCCUCUGGGGACGCUGAGCAGUGUCAGGGGGACCUACAGACCAACACCUCCCUAUCUCCCACACUGUCCAAAAUCAAUGCCCUACCACUUUCUAGCUCCCCAAACCUAGCAAGCAUUUCCAGUCCCAUAAUUCCCAGGGACCCCCACACCGCCUCUCUAGACACUUAAGUGCAUUCAUCUCCCAUCCAGAAUUCCCUGAGGUGGUUUUCAGGUUGGUUCUCACAGCCAAUGUCCCAACAGAGACAGUUUUCGUGCGAGUUCUAUUUGUUUUAUGGAAGCCCAAAGAGGGUUGUUGAGAGAGAAGAGAUAAGUAUUUAAGGUGAGACGUUCUCAACCAGUCCCUAAAGGUCUAGGUCUUAGCUAAUUGACAGGGAUCUUUGAGAGCCCCCAGCUGUUCCUGUGUCAGAAGCUGUACAUGGUCCCAACAGGUCUCAGAGCACUUCCUGGGAUGCUGAACUCUAGCGCUCUGCCUCACCCAUCUCUUCCUCUGAUGCCGCGGGAUCAGGCAGACCAGGUGGUCCUUCUCCUGUUCACUCCCAGCUGACCUGCGGACAUUGACAAUUCAUUUUAUCUAUCUGGGUUUUAGUCUCUGGCCUGAAACAUGAGGAACUGAGGCCUGACCAAGCUUUUUCAAAUAGCAAAACCUCUGCCAUUUUUUAAAAAAAGGGAACUGUGCACAGAAGCCACAGUAUAAGAUUCCCCUCUCAUAGCGAGACUCUGUGCUGGACGAAGCAGGCAUGAGAGAGUCAGUGCCCACUUUCUCAGCCUUUUUGCUGGGACCCCAGUGCUCCCCAUAGUGGAGGAAACACCACUGAGCUUGGUUUCCUUGACUUAGUUACCUGUAGACCUGCAACACACUUUUGGUAUCUGUCUCACCUUCACAGUAUUUGUAUCUAAAUUGAUUCACUUUUAAUAUAGUUAACUUUUAAAAGAAAAACUUCCUGCCAUCAUCACAAAUAGAAAACCAGAAUCAGUCACCCUAAAUAGAAAGUAAGUAUAAAAAUCAGUACAAAGGCAACAAAACAGCAAUUGUCAAGUUCUAGCUAGAUACUAUUGCUGUGGAAGUGUCUGGACCUAUAGACUGGCACUUGCGUCUCUCUCUCUCUCUCUCUCUCUCUCUCUCUCUCUCUCUCUCUCUCUCCUCUCUCUCCCCCCCUCCUUUUUUUUUAAUUAAAACAAGAUUAGCACAUGUUAAAGAGUUGUCAAAGAUAUACCAGCCUCUAAUGAAGACUUUCUUUUUGAAGUAACUAGAUGGACUGAGAAAAAUGCAAAGGGAAUCAUUUCCUAUGUGACUCAAUGCUAAUUAGUGCCAUGCCCAUGUACUACUUAAAAUCAUUUUGCGUACGCUAGUGGUACACAGCCCAUGCUUCAGGAAGCACUGGGCCGGCUUCUCUGGGAGGUUCCCUCCAGCUCAAAAGUUCUGCAAUUCUAGUCUCCCUCUUAGCUCAAUUUGGCUCUCUGCCCUCGACUCACUUCAUCUCACCUUUACCACAACCCUGGUUAAGGACUUUUUUUGGUCUCUGAAUCUACAGGAUUUUAUUUAUUGUCCAUGUUCCUUCUCUUCUGAGUCAACAUCAUCCAGUGACUUCUGUUAGUUGGGGGUUUGCAGCUACAAUUUGGGUGGCAGGGUUGUGACAUGGUCAAAAGGAUGUGGCUGUGAUGGCGACCCAAGAAGAACCAUGAUUCACAGUCUCGUCACCUUCCAAUUGGUUUCCGGAACCAAACCGAGGGUGGGGAGUGUGGCUAGGGAAGUGUAUUCUUUGGUCUCCUCUGGAGAGGGUGGACAGACCUCAUGAUGCUGAGAGUGUCCCGAGGGAUGACCUAGGGAAUUGUGACUGCCCUGGAUCAACAAGGACCCAGUAGCUAGAGGAGGGAGACACAGAAGAGAACCCAGAAGAAAGCAGAGAGACUAUUCCUUCCCCAUCCCAUGCCCCGGCACUAGCCUCCCCUUGCCUUUAGCCAUUCCGACUUCCAACCCCAUGGGAGCAGAGUCUUACGUCCCUUGGCCUUCCCAGAGCAUCUCAGCCUCCAUCCGCCUUGGGCUCCACCUGGCCUCCCCAUCUAACCCCCCAGGUUUUUGUGCAAAUGGAGCAUAUUUUAUGUGCGAAUAUUUUAGUAACCGUAUGUUCUGCAAGUAAACCUGUGUUAAUACUCGUCAACAACUGCAGAGUUUAUGAUACCAAUAACACUUCCUACAAUGAAGACAAAAAAAACAUUUGUUUGUUUUCUAAGAAUGUUUAUUUGUAAACAUAUGUAUUCACUAUAUUAAUAUGAAUUUCUUACCUGGCAAUAAAACUGAUUAUAUGUGAUGCUGUUGGGCUUGCC